Messenger RNA from Hemiscyllium ocellatum (epaulette shark), 561 nucleotides. Its product is annotated as gastrula zinc finger protein XlCGF7.1-like. The transcript has a single exon. Gene Ontology annotation, cellular component: nucleus. The record is from RefSeq and is a predicted model, not a curated record. The coding region runs from base 1 to 561 and encodes 186 amino acids. Gene Ontology annotation, biological process: regulation of transcription by RNA polymerase II. Lineage: Eukaryota; Metazoa; Chordata; Chondrichthyes; Orectolobiformes; Hemiscylliidae. Gene Ontology annotation, molecular function: RNA polymerase II transcription regulatory region sequence-specific DNA binding; DNA-binding transcription factor activity, RNA polymerase II-specific.
AUGGAGGUUACCCAAUCUGUACUCGGAACUUCAUCUGAUUUAAACGAAGAAGAAGGCACCAUUCACUGUGGGGAGAAACCAUACACGUGUUCUGAGUGUGGAAUAGGAUUCAGCCGAUCAUCUGGUGUGCUGAAGCACAAACACAGUCACGUCAGAGAGAAGGCUUGGAAAUGUGGCGACUGUGGGAAGGGAUUCAAUUACCCAUCAGACCUGGAAAGGCACCGGCGUGGUCACACUGGACAGAAACCGUGGAAAUGUGGAGACUGCGGGAAGGGAUUCAAUUAUCCUUCUCAGGUGGAAAUUCACCGACGGAGUCACACUGGGGAAAGACCGUUCACCUGCUCCAAGUGUGGCAAGGAAUACUCCCAGGUAGCUCAUCUGCUGAAACACCAGCUGGUUCACACCGACGAGAGACGUUAUAAAUGUCCAGACUGCGGGACCUCCUUCAAAAGUUCCGAGAAAUUGAUAUCCCAUCAACCUGUGCACACUGACGAGAGGCCAUUCAGAUGCACUGACUGUGGAACUGCAUUCAAGCGAUUGUCUCAACUCAUUGUCCACUAG